Gastrolobium bilobum is the source of this 2406-nucleotide messenger RNA. Its product is annotated as ATP-dependent DNA helicase 2 subunit KU80. Gene Ontology annotation, molecular function: DNA helicase activity; double-stranded DNA binding; damaged DNA binding. The record is from RefSeq and is a predicted model, not a curated record. Lineage: Eukaryota; Viridiplantae; Streptophyta; Magnoliopsida; Fabales; Fabaceae. The transcript is spliced from 12 exons. Gene Ontology annotation, biological process: double-strand break repair via nonhomologous end joining; cellular response to gamma radiation; DNA recombination. The coding region runs from base 40 to 2103 and encodes 687 amino acids. Gene Ontology annotation, cellular component: nucleus; Ku70:Ku80 complex.
UUCUGCAAGCUUAAGCUCCCUAUCUCUGCUUUUCCAUCCAUGGCUCGAAACAAGGAAGCUUUGCUUUUGCUGCUUGAUGUUGGCCCAUCCAUGCAUUCUGUUCUUCCUGAGAUUGAGAAAGUCUGUUCCAUGCUUGUACAGAAGAAGUUGAUCUAUAACAAAUAUGAUGAAGUGGGAAUUAUCUUAUUUGGAACAAAAGACACUGAUAAUGAACUUACUACCGAAGUGGGUGGGUAUCAACAUGUUGUGGUUUUGAAAAAUAUUAAAGUUGUUGAUGGAGAUAUUGUUGAGGCUUUACAACAGCUGCCUCAAGGAACUACUGACGGUGAUUUUCUUGAUGCUAUAAUUGUUGGCAUGGAUAUGUUAAUAAAAUUUUUUGGAGAAACUAACAAGGGGAAAAAACGUCUUUGUCUUAUUACCAAUGCACAAUGUCCAAUAAAAGAAUCUGUUGAAGGAACAAAAGAAGAUCAAGUUACCACCAUUGCUAAACAAAUGACUGUCCAUGGUAUGAGAAUGGAAAGUAUAAUUAUGAGAGGAAAGCUUAGUCAAGAUGCAGACAAGAGAAUAAUGGAUGAGAAUGAUCGCCUGUUAAAUAUUUUUUCAAAGGAGACGUCAACAAGAUUGUUGUAUGUGGAGAAUCCAAUUUCUUUGUUUGGUGCUCUUAGAACCCGAAAUAUAACUCCAACUACAGUUUUUAGAGGGGAUCUUGAAUUCAGCCCAAAACUGAGGAUUAAGGUAAUGGUAUACAAGAAAACAGCGGAAGAGAAAUUUCCAAUUCUUAAGAAAUAUUCUGAUAAAGCUCCUCCAAAUGAUAAAUCUGCUACACGUGAAGUCAAAGUAGAUUAUGAGUACAAGAGUUCUGACGAUCAUGAUAAAGUUGUCCCUCCUGAUCAAAGAAUUAAAGGUUAUCGUUAUGGACCUCAAAUAGUUCCUAUAUCCUCUGCAGAGUGGGAGGCUGUUAAGUUCAAACCAGAAAAGGGUGUGAAGCUUUUAGGAUUUACUGAUUCUUCUAAUGUAUUGAGACACCAUUACAUGAAAGAUGUCUAUGUUUUCAUAGCUGAACCUGGAAAUACAAAAGCCAUUCUUGCAGUUUCUGCACUAGCAAGGGCUAUGAAGGAAAUGAAUAAGGUGGCAAUUUUACGUUGUGUCUGGAGACAGGGACAAGCCAAUGUUGUCAUUGGGGUCUUGACACCCAAUGUAUCUGAUAGAGAAAAUAUUCCUGAUUCAUUUUACUUCAAUGUACUUCCUUUUGCCGAGGAUGUGCGGGAGUUCCAAUUCCCUUCCUUCUCUAAUUUCCCAGCAUCGUGGCAGCCAAACGAACAACAGCUUGAGGCAGCAGCUAACUUAAUAAAAACGUUUGAUCUCGCACCGCAUGGGAAAGAGGAAGUUUUGCUACCUGACUUUACACCAAAUCCAGUCCUAGAGCGCUUUUAUCGUUAUCUAGAGCUGAAAUCAAAGCAUCCAGAUGCUGCGGUGCCUCCUAUUGAUGACACACUCAAGAAAAUUACAGAGCCUGACACUGACCUGCUCUUGCAAAACAAAUCUAUGAUAGACUCAUUUCGUAGAUCUUUUGAGCUAAAGGAAAAUCCCAUAAAGAAAAAGUCAAGGCGUUUAUUGCGAGAAAAGAGAUCUGUUUCAAGUGAUGAAGAGGGUAAAGGAAACAUUACUGCUCAGCCUGCCAAUCUCAUUGGAUAUACAUCUAUUAAAGUUGAGAACAUUGGGGACCUGACUCCUGUCCAAGAUUUUGAAGCCAUGAUUUCACGCAGAGAUAGUCCAGACUGGGUUGUGAAAGCAAUUAAGGAUAUGAAAAAUAAAAUAUUUGACCUGGUAGAGGACUCCCAUGAAGGUGAUAACUAUCCUAAAGCACUGGAGUGUUUAGUUGCGCUUCGCAAGGGUUGCAUUCUUGAGCAGGAACCAAAACAGUUCAACGAUUUCCUUAAACAUCUUUGCAAUUUCUGUCAAGAGAAAAACCUUCAUAGUUUCUCUGAAUAUCUUGCUUCGAAUGGACUCACCUUGAUCUCCAAAACAGAAGCUUUAGACAGUGAAGUUACUGAGGACGAAGCCAGAAAUUUCUUGGUUAAAUCUGAACCAAAAGUUGAUUGAUGAUCCCUUUACAAAAUGUGCUGAAAUAUAUGGGAGCUUCAUUCUAAUGCCCCAGUAAUGAUUAGAUAUCUUGUAUAAACAACUGUUUUGGCAAAAUAUAGGAAUACAUUGUAACUAUUCUAAUUCAUUUGCAAAGAAUUAGAAUUUGGGGAGCUUGAAUUCUGCUUUCACACGUGCUUAAUAUAUGAAACUUCCACAGUCUAGUUUAUAACAUGACAAAAUGAUGCAGUAGUAUGAUAAAUGUUAAGUUGGUUACAUUCCCAAAUUUCCAUGAACUAAUGUUAUUCACUCCAAGAGAAGGGU